This is a messenger RNA of Nylanderia fulva, 1294 nucleotides long. RefSeq names its product mitochondrial ribosomal protein L37 (gene mRpL37). NCBI's taxonomy places the organism in Eukaryota, Metazoa, Arthropoda, Insecta, Hymenoptera, Formicidae. Gene Ontology annotation, biological process: translation. Gene Ontology annotation, molecular function: structural constituent of ribosome. The record is from RefSeq and is a predicted model, not a curated record. Gene Ontology annotation, cellular component: ribosome; mitochondrion.
UUUCUCUCGUUAUACAUGGACACAAAAUAUAUAUCCGCAUAUACAAUGAAGUUGACGCAAAUAUUAUACAAGCAACACAUAGGUAGACAGAUUACUAAAUUGUGGUACGUACGACGUGAACGUAAGGUAUACAGUGACAAAAUCGAAAACUAUUUGUUUAACACACAUGGAAUUCAGGCGAAGGAUGCUUUAGAUGUGAUCACUCCAAAACGAACUUAUCGAAAGUUGAAAAUAGAACAACUCAAACCAAAAAUAUCUUUUGCCAACAAACAUCCUGAUUGGAAAGCUCAGGCUUGUUUAGUAUUUAAGGAUCAUAAUGUCCUGCAAGAAGGUUUUCGCCAAGCACAGAUACUAACUAAUACUGUGUGUCUGCCAGAUAGCUCUUCAAAUUAUAUACAAGAUCUGCUUCCAGAUCUACCAGAAAAUGUAGAUGAGAUAGUAGAAAGAAUAAUUUAUACUUCAAAUAUAUAUGAUGCUCAUCAAGAAAAGCUACCAAAAAGGAAGGAUCCUGAAAGACCUGCAUGGGUGUUCCCCAGAAGUUUUGGCCUAACCAACUGCAGAAAAAUGCGAAAUUUGUCCAGAAAGAUCUUACAACUCUGUGAAUCUUUAUCAGGGCCAGAUAGCAAAAAGCGAUGCAUAUUGUACGAUGGGAUUACUGUAUUAAAUUUAGAAAAGGAAUCUGAUCUCAUCCAGUUCACCUUAAGAGCAGAUGUGAUGGUCAUGUCAGCAAAUCCUCUAAAACCAGUAGAAAAUUCUAAUUGUAAUCUGGAAAUAAAUCUUCCAGAUAUCUAUCCGAUGCAUCAUACUAUUAGUUUGGAUCAGACAAAUUUCUACAAAACUGAAGACAUAUAUCCUGUCAACGUAACAACGCCUUGGAAAAACAUUCAUACAAUUUUUGUGCAUUAUGACCCAGACGAAGUCAGAAAUUUGACGGAAUUGGCUGUGGUAGAAAAUCAGAUUUUCGGUCGCACCUUGAUAAAAUCAUAUACCAUGGCAGCAUUUUGUGCACGACAAAAAUUCGGUUCAUCCGUGAAGAAAUUGCCAGAACCCGUGACCUUGCAGUGCAUUCAGUCAGAUGGGAAGAACUAUCACUUUUUCAUAUUUCAACUCAAUUCAUUAGACGCCAACGAUGCCAGUGUAAAAAAUUUCUGGUGCGCUCUACCACCUUUGACGCUUUACGAAAAAGCUGAAUAUGAUGAUGCCAGACCUGUAGUUGAAGGUUACAAUCCGGAAGUGUUUAGAAGGAUAUUAGCAUUUUAUAGGAAUGGUAAUUAAAUAAAAUUUGUUGAAUGAA